AUGUCACACGGAAACAGCAGCCCCGGAGCAGUCAUUUUCUGGUUCGUUCUCCUCGAUUUCGCUAUUCAGUGGACUGCGUGCCUCUUCUCCGCAGUCUACCAGACGGAGCUUUUCUUUGAUUUAACCGGAUCCUGCACGUUCCUUCUCGGCGCCUUCCUCUCCCUCGCUAUAGGCGGGUCGCUCCACCAGAGACAAGUGGUAGCAUCAUCGCUCGUUUCAAUCUGGGCCGUUCGUCUCGGAACAUUCCUCUUCACCCGCAUCCUCCGGAGGGGGAAGGACUCUCGGUUCGAUGGCGUGAGGGACCACCCCGUCUACCUCAUGAUGUUCUGGACCGUGCAGGGCAUGUGGGUGCUGCUCGUCUCGCUGCCUCUGCUCAUUCUCAACGCCUCCCAUCCUCAACCACAAUGGCUCUCUGCUACAGACGUGGCAGGAAUGGCUAUAUGGCUCACUGGCUUCCUCAUUGAGACCAUAUCCGACCAUCAGAAGUUACUCUUCAGCCUGAGACAGGAGAACGAGGGCAGGUGGAUAUCCACUGGUCUAUGGAGCUGGAGCCAGCACCCAAACUACUUUGGAGAGAUCCUCCUCUGGUUUGGCCUCUACCUGCUCACCUACUCCGGCCUCUCGCCUACCUAUCGCCUCAUAUGUCUUGCGAGUCCUCUCUUCACACUCUAUGCACUCGUGCGCAUGAGCGGGAUCCCCUUGUUGGACAAGGCGUCGCAGCAGCGGUGGGGAAAAGAUGCAGAGUAUCGAGCGUAUCGCGAGUCGACCUCCAUUCUCAACGACGAGGAGGAGGCGGAGGAAGGGGAGGAUAACGAGGAGGAGGAGGAGGAGGAGGAGGAGGAGGAGGAGGAGGAGGAGGAGGAGGAGGAGGAGGAGGAGGAGGAGGAGGAGGAGGAGGAGGAGGAGGGAGAGGAGUCGGACCUAGCUUCCGCCGAUGACGGGUCAGUCAGACGCAGGAGCGGCAGAGGGAGAGCCGGGGGACGGGACUGGGCAGCGGGAGGGGCGCAGGGGCACGCGCAGGGACAGGCGCAGGGGCAAGGCGCAUCGAGCAUUGCGGUGUCCAUCGAUCUGCAGUUCUUCGGCAUUGGCGGGGAGAGGGAGCUCGUCGCCACAGCGCAUGAGCAGCCGCAAUCACCGCCGCCGCCGCCGCCGCUGGCUGAGUCGCCAGCGGCGCCUGGCGAGGAGGGCGCGGGCUUGGCGGAGGAGGGGGGGAUGACGACAGCAGAAGCGAGAGGAGGCGUUGCGGGAAAAGGCGGGUUCGACAGUCCGCUAGCAAGCGCGGUUCACGGCGCGUUUCACAGCGCUCACGGUUCCGCAGCUCAUGAUGCUUCUGCUUCCCCCGCUUCCGCCUCCCCUUCCGCCUCCCCUCAGCCCAAGCCGCUCCGCCGCGGGUUAAGCAUCGGGGGAAAGGUUCACAUGCCCAUGCCGUCAGACCCAUUCAACCGGUCCCAGACUGCCGUUUUCUCGCAGCCGGCUAGCCGGGAAGCGGGGAAUGCUGGAGACGGGGGAAACGCAGGGGACACGGGGAAUGCAGACAGGGGAAACGCAGGGGACACGGGGAAUGCAGACAGGGGAAACGCAGGGGACACGGGGAAUGAAGACAGGGGAAACGCAGGGGACACGGGGAAUGCAGACAGGGGAAACGCAGGGGACACGGGGAAUGAAGACAGGGGAAACGCAGGGGACACGGGGAAUGCAGACAGGGGAAACGCAGGGGACACGGGGAAUGUAGACAGGGGAAACGCAGGGGACACGGGGAAUGAAGACAGGGGAAACGCAGGGGACACGGGGAAUGCAGACAAGGGGAACGCAGUGGAAAUCGGGAACGCUGACAGGGGGAACGCAGGGGAAAUCGGGAACGCUGACAGGGGGAACGCAGGGGAAAUCGGGAACGCUGACAGGGGGAACGCAGGGGAAAUCGGGAACGCUGACAGGGGGAACGCAGUGGAAAUCGGGAACGCUGACAGGGGGAACGCAGGGGAAAUCAGGAACGCUGACAGGGGGAACGCAGGAGGCGGGCGUAGGGGGAGGGGGAACGCAGAUGGGGAGAACAUAGACAGGGAGAGUGCUGACGGGGGGAAUGUAGGGGAUUGGGGAACACAGUUUUGUUCGAGGAGGAGGAGGGGAUUUGGCCUGCCACAUAAGGAGAGGAAGUAUGGGGGUGAGGAAGGGGGAGAAAAGGGACACGAAUUGGGUGCGGUUCCUCCUCCCCCGCCCUCCUCUGCCACUGCACCUCUCCCCCCACAGAGGGCCAUUUCCCCCAGCACUGGGGCCAUUUCCCCCCAGCACUGGGUGCACGAUGCUAUCGACGUCCACUGGCUGCUUUUGAGGCGCCUCAAGACUCCUUCCAUCCCCAACCCCCCUUUUCUCUCCCCUGUUCCUCCUCUCGAACCGCCCUCCUCUGCCACUGUACCUCUCCCCCACCAGAGGGCCAUUUUCCCCAGCACUGGGUGCAGGAUGCUAUCGACGUCCAUUGGCUGCCAGAGCCCCCUCUCAGUUCACUGGGACGGCCGUCUUUCCUCUCCCACCAGCACUGGUUGCAAGACGCCAUUGAUAUCCACUGGCUGCCAGACGCCAUUGAUAUCCACUGGCUGCCAGACGCCCUUCUCCGGAAAUUCUCUUGGGAAUGCCCCCACAUCGACUGUAUGCUUCCCCGUGUGCUCCCCCCGUUGUAUCCUCUCGCAUGUGCUGCCCACCAUUGUGCUGCCCACCAUUGUGCUGCCCACCAUUGUGCUGCCCACCAUUGUGCUGCCCACCAUUGUGCUGCCCACCAUUGUGCUGCCCACCAUUGUGCUGCCCACCAUUGUGCUGCCCACCAUUGCGCUGCCCACCAUUGUGCUGCCCACCAUUGUGCUGCCCACCAUUGUGCUGCCCACCAUUGUGCUGCCCACCAUUGUGCUGCCCACCAUUGUGCUGCCCACCAUUGUGCUGCCCACCAUUGUGCUGCCCACCAUUGUGCUGCCCACCAUUGUGCUGCCCACCAUUGUGCUGCCCACCAUUGUGCUGCCCACCGUUGUGCUGCCCACCGUUGUGCUGCCCACCAUUGUGUUGUCCCACCCUGUACGGUCCCCAUUGUGUUGUCCCACCCUCAUAUCAGCCAUGCUGGGCCGCCCGGCCCGGGCAGUGGAGGGGCGCGUGCUGGACGAUUUCAUAGCCCGGGAUGACCUGGCGCACUGCAGUGCCGCCCUGGCAGCCAUGCUGGGCCGCCCGGCCCGGGCCGUGGAGGGGCGGGUGAUGGAGGAUUUUAUUGCCCGGGAUGAAGUGGCAGCCUUCCAGGCGUGGUUCUCGACAGUCUCUGACGCCGUCCUACGUGGCGCGUCCAUGUCAGCGCCAGCGUGGCAGCGGCAGCGCCAGCACGACGUGCGGCUGGUGCUGCCGGGCGGCAAGCUGCGUCCUGUGCGGAUCACGGUCGAGGCCGCCCCUCCAACUUCCACUGGUGGAGGAGUGGGAGCAGGGGUAGCGGGUGGUGGUGGUGAUGCUGCUGCUGCUGGUGGUACUGGGAAUCAUGUGUCGAUGGUCAUGGCUGUGAUUUGCGACCUGGCAGCUGCCAGCACUGCCAAGGUGCGUGAUCUGCCUGGCCAAUCCUCCUUCCCCCUUCCCCCCAAUCCCCCCCUCCUCUCCUCUCCCUGCGUCUCUCCGUACCAGCCGCCCUCCUCAGAUCGCCACCGCUUCAUUCUGGAGCAUCUACCUGCGGGCGUGGUGCACGUGCUGCCGCAGCCGGGGGGAGCGGGGGGGGCAGGGGGAGCGGGGGGAAAGGGUGGGGAGGUGCUGGUGAAUGCGCAUGUGGAGGCGAUAGUGGGGUACUCGCGGGAGCAGCUGGGGAGUGUGGACGAGUGGUUCUCGCUGCUGUUCCGGGAGCGAGAGGCCGAGGUGCGCAAGAUGAUGGAUGCAGAUCGCAAGGCAGGCUUCCCUCACCCAUGCUGCAUGCUCUGCGUGCGCAAGGUGAUGGAUGCGGACAGGAAGGCGGGGUUCCCCCAUCCGCGCACCAUGCGUGUGGUGCGGAGCGACGGCGAGCAGCGGUGGGUGGAGGUGGUGGGGCGCGACUGCAGCCAUCUCUCCUCUUCCAGUGACAUAACCGGGGGAGCAGCGGAGGGGGGAGGCGGCGGGGAGCUGUGGGUGGUGAGUGACAUCACGGACCGGCUGAUCGUGCAGGAGAAGUUCCGCCUGCUCUUUGACUUCUCCUCGGACGGCUAUCUGGUGUGUGACGAGACGGGGAUCACGGAGUGCAACAAGGUGGCGGUGAGGUGGGGUUGUUGCACUCCACGAGACGGGGUCACGGAGUGCAGGGGGCACAAGGACGGCUACCUGGUGUUUGAUGAGACGGGCAUCACCGAGUGCAACGAGGCGGCGGUGCGCUGCCUGCGCUGCCCCGACAAGGCCAGCCUGCUGGGCCACCACCCCGCGCUCUUCUCGCCGCUGAAGCAGCCGGACGGGCAGCUGUCCAAAGAGAAGGCUAAAGCCAUGGACCGGAGGGCAGAGCAGCACGGCAUGCACAAAUUCGAGUGGGUGUACCAACGUUUCGACGGCUCUCUAGUCCCAAUAGAAGUGACGCUGACGUUCCUGGAGGUGCAGCAGCAGCACGCCAUGUACCUGGUGGUGUGGCACGAGGUGGCGGAGAUCAAGCAGCAGGCGGAGGAGCUGAGAGCCGCCAAGGACGCCGCUGAGAAGGCCAGCCAGGCCAAGAGCCAGUUCCUCGCCAACAUGAGUCAUGAAAUCCGUACCCCUAUGAAUGGUGUGAUCGGAGUGGCGGAGCUGCUACUGGGCACGGACCUCACAGCGGAGCAGCGGUCGUACCUCGAGAUCAUCCGCUCCUCUGGCGACAAUCUCCUGAGAAUCAUAUCGGACGUGCUGGAUCUAUCCAAGAUCGAAUCCAAGAACCUGGCACUAGAGCACAUCGAGUUCAACAUCCAGCAGCAGGUGACAGAGGCGCUGGCGCUGCUAGAGGUGGUGGCGAAGGACAAGGGGCUGUACUUGGAGCUGGAGAUCGCUGAAGAGGUGCCGUCCGUGGUGGUGGGCGAUCCAGUGCGGUUGAGACAGGUGCUGCUGAACCUCAUCUCCAACUCCAUCAAAUUCACUGAUAAUGGCGGAAUCACAGUGGACCUGCGUCUGGCCACUGACGAGGAGAUCAAAGAGGUCGAGCAGGCAGCGACCCCGAAGCUUCUUACAGACGGCGCCACCAACACCACUGCCGCUGCUGGCGGCGGCGGCAACAGCAACAGCGGCAGCAGGAGCGGGAACCAGAGCAAGGGCGGCGGCAAGGGGAAGGAGGGAGAAAGCGAGGAGGAGAGCGAGGGAGAGAGCGAGAGUGAAAGUGAGAGCGAGGGGGAUGAGAGUGUGAUGGUGCGGUUUGAGGUGCGGGACACGGGAGUGGGCAUGGACGAGAGUGCGCGCAGCCGGCUGUUCAAGGCGUUCUCGCAGGCCGAUAACUCCACCAGCCGCCGCUACGGUGGCACGGGGCUGGGCCUGGCGAUCUGCAAGAGCCUCUGCAAUUUGAUGGGGGGCGAUAUCAGCCUUCACAGCCAGGUGGGCGUGGGGUCCACCUUUUACUUCCACGUGCGGGUGGGCGUGGUGAGGCGCGACGCCCAGUCAGCCACGGCAUCGGCGGAGCAGUCGCUCACAAGUGACGUGGAGCCGCUGUGGAAGCACCUGCAGGACCUCAGAGUGCUCGUUGCCGAGGACAACAAGGUGAAUCAGAUGGUGGCGACGCGCAUGCUGCACAACCUGGGCCUCAAGUACGACGUGGUGGAGAACGGCAAGCUCGCCGUGCGCGCGUGCUCCGAGCGCUGCUACGACGUCGUGCUCAUGGACUGCCACAUGCCAGAGAUGGAUGGGUUUGAAGCCACGAGGAAGAUCAGGGAGAUGGAGGUGGAGAGGCUGCAGGUGUACACAGCAGCCAUGGCCGCCUGUGGUAACGGCUCCCCUUACGGCAGCGCCGCCAGCUGGGUGGAUAAAAGCGAUGCCAGCGAUAGUGAGGCUAGUUCCCCCUCCCAGCCCCGAAGGGCUCAUAUGCCCCCGCGGCCGCACCGGACGUUUAUCGUCGCGCUUACUGCGUCUGCUCUUAGCGAGGAUAAGGACAGCUGCAUGGCUGCUGGGAUGGACUAUUAUUUAUCGAAGCCGAUCCGGCCGCGGGAGAUAGAGAAGGCGAUCAGGGAGAGCUUGACCCAGGCGAAGAGCCCGACGGGUGAGUUAAAGCCCACGUCGCCGCAGCUGAGGUACCAGCAGACGAAGCGGCAGCUGCUGCUGCAGCAGCAGGAGCAGCAGCGGCAGCAGGAGCAGCAGAGGCAGCAGGGUGUGGGGCGGGACGGGAGGGGGGCAGGAGGGGAGAGUGAGAGAGAGGGGGAGGAUACUGUUGAGUUUGUUCCAGGGAGGGGUGUCGGGAAGGUACAGGGGAGGGAUGCUGUGGGGGAAUCGAGGGGCGAUGUGGUUGGGGGAGGCGAAGGCGGGAGAGCAGGAGAAAUGGGAGGAGCAGCAAGUGGGAUGGACAGGAGUGGGAUGGGAGGGGGAGCAAUGACUAGCACAGGAACGGGAGGGGGAGGGGGAGGGGGAGCAGGUGGGGGAGGGGGAGGGGGGCGAGGGGGAGCGACAGGGGGGAGGGGGCGAAAGAGUCUGGCAGCGUACCCGUCAUUUGGGUCAUGGAACGAUGUGCUGGGGUCGGAGUCGGAAGGCUGUGCCUCUGAUGACUCCUCCCGGGGCCGCCCCCGCCCCCGAGGAGGGGCCGCCGCACCCCCUGGCCCCACUGCUGCUAGUGCUGCCGGUGCUGCCAGUGGUGGCAAGGGUGGUGGCAGUGGCUUGGGUGGUGGCAGUGGCAAGGGUGGUGGCAGUGGCUUGGGUGGUGGCUUGGGUGGUGGCUUGGGUGGUGGCUUGGGUGGUGGGAUGGGAGAGGUGGGAGGUAGACGAGGAGGAGGUGCAGGUGGUGGCAUUGCUGCUUCUGCUGGCAGUGGUGGACGUGCUGGUGGUGGUGGUGGUGGAGGUACUGGUGGUGGUGGUGGUGGAGGUGGAAUUGCGUUUGCAGCAUCCCCUCAGGCUCACACCAGCUUCCCUCGCUCUCGCAGCUCUGCCGCGCCCAGAGAGGAGGAGAGGGGGGUGGGAGAGGAGGAGGAGGAGGAGCAGGAGGAGGAGGAGGAGGAGGAGGAGGAGGAGGAGGAGGAGGAGGAGGAGGAGGAGGAGGAGGAGGAGGAGGAGGAGGAGGAGGAGGAGGAGGAGGAGGAGGAGGAGGAGGAGAGGAGGAGGAGGAGGGGGGGAGAAAGGAAGGAAGUGGAGAGUGACGACGAGGAGGACGAGGAGGGUGUGGUGGAGGGGGACUUAUACCUCCCUUCCCUUCCCACUGUCUCCCGUCCCCAGCACUAUCUGAAGACACCUUCCCUCCACUGCUCCCCCCCAACCCCCCGUCCAGGGGGGAUGGAAAGAAGAGGAACGGGGGAGAGAGGAGGCAGAGGAGGAGGAGGAGUAGGAGGAGGAGGAGGAGGAGGAGGAGGAGGAGGAGGAGGAGGAGGAGGAGGAGGAGGAGGAGGAGGAGGAGGAGGAGGAGGAGGAGGUGGGAGAGGAGGAAUGGAGAGGAGAGGGAGUGGUGACCCAAUGGAUCAAAGUAGGGAGUGGAAUAACAGCCGGGAGUGGACGAGCACUCGUGAGGCAUCCGGGAACAGAGAGGCCACUAAUGCCACCAGGGAUACUGCUGACUCCCGGAAUACCUCUGGUGGUGCUCGAGAGGCUACUAAUUCGAGAGAGGCGUCUGGGUCUUCUAAAGACGUCUCUAUUCCUCGUGACGGGCGGGACCUGGAUCGCAGCAGGGAAUGGAAUAAUAGUAGAGAGUGGAAUAACAGUAGAGAGUGGGGCAUGGCGAGGCAGGACGCCAAGGAGAGAUCACGGCUGGGGGGAGGCGCAGGGAGAGGGGGAGGAGGGGGAGCGGGGGGCGGAACAGGGGGGGGAGGGGGGGCUGCCCCUCCGAAGAGCAUCUUACGAGUGUCCACGUCUGAAAGUUACUCACGGCAGAACUCACAGGUGGGGGCGAGCGCAGGCGGGCAGGAGCGCGUUCCAGAGAGCCCCAGGCACGGGCGAAUACCCCGACCCGACGGGAGAGGGGGGAAGCCUCCGCCCUCUGGGGGGAAUGCGCCAGGGGGAGGGGCAGGGGCGCCUGGCGGGCGGGCAGGGGGGGCAGGGGCGGGCGGAGGGGUUGGGACUAGCGUGGGGAGGGGGAAUCCGGGAGGGUCGGGGCUGGGGAGAGGGAGCGGGGGGAGGGGAGGGGGUGGGGGGGAAGGUGUGGGGGAGAGUAGAGGAGAGGGGGCGGGUCGGGCGGUGGGAGGGGCAGGUGAGGGGAAGCAGAGUGAGAGCUACGGGGCAGGCAGGGGUGGGGGGUCUGGGCCAGGCAACCCCGCUCCUGUGAACGCAUCCAGGGGUGGGCCUCUGGGCACUCCUGGUAGUCUCCGGCGGGUCAACAGCAGCAGCCCCUACAGCGGCAGCAGUGGCAAUGGCAGCAGUAGAAGCCCGUUGGCGGAACAGCGAGAGGGCGACAGAGCUUCCUCUGUGGCUGCAGCAGACAGCGGGCAGGAAAGAAGCGCCGCUGGGUCAGACGGGCAGCAAAGAAAAUCCUCGCCGGGGUCCCCUAUGGAAGCCAUGCGAUCUCUCACAGACAGCCGCCCGCGCACAAGCGGAGAACUUUCUAAUCGCAUGGGCGGCACUGCUGGGAAAAUCCUGGGCCGCGGGUGGAGUGUCGGGGGAGGGGGAGGGUUAGGGGGAGGAGGGGUGCAGAGGGCGCAGUCUAUGUCCCCCCUGUGGCGCAGCACGAGCAUGGACCCGGGGUCGCUGAGUGCUGGUGGGGGCAGGCAGCCCAGAACGGGGUCGGAGCAGCGGGCAGCACAGGACAUGCGCAUGUGGAUUGAGAGGGCCAGUAACCCCAAGAUGGAUGAAUGGCUGUCGCAGCGUUUGCGCCACCACUCAUUCUUCCUCUCACCUGUUGCUGCCCCUCCCCUCUCCCUUCAUUUCCCCUUCAAGUCCUCACCUCUGCCCGUCCCACGAGCCGUAAAGAAAUCCAGCAGCAGCGGCACCACCCCUUUAUCUACUUCUCGCUUUAUCUCAUUUCCUUGCCCUGUUGUUGCCACUCUUGACCAUCCCUCUAUUUCCUUGCAGGUUGCCUCCAGCUCACCUCCGCCUGUCCCCCGCGCCGUGAGGAAAUCCAGCAGCAGCAGCACCACCUCCCUCUGUCUUCCCCUCACCGCUUUCUGCCCCUCCCCUCCUUCUCUUCCACUUCAGGUCGUCUCCAGCUCACCUCCGCCUGUCCCCCGCGCCGUGAGGAAAUCCAGGAGCAGUGGCACCACCCCUCCGCUGCACUCUGCCGACCGGCCCCCUUUACAGUCACACUCGCGCUCGCCGUCCCACUCACACGUGCCCUCCCAUCCCCAGCAGCAACAGCUGCAGCAGCAGCAACAGCAGCAGCGCAAGUCGCUUAGAUGCAUGCAGAGCUCUCCCUCUCUGUCCCCCAUCACAAGCCCGACUGGGGAGGAGAGCGAGAACAUGUUCCGAGGGGAUGGGGAGGAUGAGGAGGAUGAGGAGGAUGAGGAGGAUGAGGAGGAGGAGAGUGAGGUGGUGAGGGGCAGCUGGAGGAAUGACAGGAGAGGGGCAGCCGAUGUGAUGACACACCGAAGAGGGGCAGCCGAUGUGACACACCAGUGGGUGUAUGAUGAGUCUAUGCAGCUGCUGAGGCGACGGAGUGAGAGGGGUGGAGAAAGGGGAGAGGGAGCAGGGGAGGGGGGGAGGAAAAGGGAGAAGGAUGGAGAAGGGUGGGGGGAGGGUGGGGAAGAAGGGGGGGGGAAGGGGAGGCGCGUCGUCCGUCAGACUGACUGUUGUUUUUAUGGACUGGUGCAUGUAUGA
Molecule: messenger RNA, 9864 nt
Organism: Closterium sp. Naga37s-1
Lineage: Eukaryota; Viridiplantae; Streptophyta; Zygnematophyceae; Desmidiales; Closteriaceae
Source: the annotation of a GenBank genome assembly